UCUCCUUCUUCAUCUCUCUGUCUCUGAAAAAGUCACAGAUCUAAUAUUUUUCUGUUGCAAUGGACGCCCUUUACUCUUCUGCUUCAACUAGUUCCUGUUCUUCAUCUCUUCCUUUAUCUCCAGUCAACUUUGCCCGCGCAUCCCUCAAGACUCCUCGGACUCUUGCUUUUCCCAACUGCAUCAGAAAACAAACUCAUGUCACAAGAGCCUCUUUGGCAGUUGAGCAGCAGGCCCACAAUCCCAAACUCGCUGUUAUCAAAAUUGGUACCAGAGGAAGCCCACUAGCUCUUGCUCAAGCUUAUCAAACAAAAGAGAAGCUCAUAGCAUCACAUCCCCACCUAGCUGAAGAUGGGGCAAUUGAAAUUGUCAUUAUCAAAACUACUGGUGAUAAGAUACUAAGCCAACCCUUGGCCGACAUCGGCGGCAAGGGAUUAUUCACCAAAGAAAUUGAUGAGGCAUUGAUAAAUGGUGACAUUGACAUUGCUGUACACUCCAUGAAAGAUGUACCUACUUUGCUACCCGACAAGACCAUUUUGCCUUGCAAUCUUCCACGAGAGGACGUCCGAGACGCUUUUAUAUGCUUAACUGCAUCUUCACUAGGAGAGCUGCCGGCCGGUAGCAUUAUUGGUACUGCUUCGCUUAGACGAAAGUCACAGAUACUCCAUAGAUAUCCAUCCCUUAAAGUAGAGGAGAACUUUCGGGGUAAUGUCCAGACUAGGUUAAAGAAACUUAAUGAAAAGGUAGUCCAAGCUACCUUGUUGGCGUUAGCUGGGCUGAAACGCCUGAAUAUGACGGAAAAUGUAACUUCGGUUCUCUCAUUGGAUGAAAUGCUUCCUGCUGUGGCCCAAGGGGCAAUUGGAAUCGCCUGCCGAAGCAAUGACGAUAAAAUGGCUGAAUAUAUUGCUAAAUUGAAUCAUGAAGAAACAAGACUAGCAGUUGCAUGUGAGAGGGCAUUUCUUUUGACCCUGGAUGGGUCUUGCCGAACUCCUAUUGCUGGAUAUGCCAGUAAAGAUGCCGAUGGUAACUGCAUAUUCAAAGGCUUGGUGGCUUCCCCUAAUGGAACCCGUGUACUUGAGACAUCUAGGAAAGGCCGGUAUGCUUAUAAGGAGAUGAUGGAGAUAGGUAAGGAUGCAGGGCAGGAACUUCUUAAACUGGCAGGUCCUGGUUUCUUUGGUUGUUGAAACGAACAGGACCGACAAAAUAAUAAGGAAAAGAA
This is a messenger RNA of Fragaria vesca subsp. vesca, 1216 nucleotides long. RefSeq names its product porphobilinogen deaminase, chloroplastic-like. The record is from RefSeq and is a predicted model, not a curated record. Gene Ontology annotation, molecular function: hydroxymethylbilane synthase activity. Bases 60 to 1181 code for a protein of 373 amino acids. Gene Ontology annotation, biological process: heme biosynthetic process. The transcript is spliced from 5 exons. Gene Ontology annotation, cellular component: cytoplasm. Lineage: Eukaryota; Viridiplantae; Streptophyta; Magnoliopsida; Rosales; Rosaceae.